Capra hircus (goat) is the source of this 4508-nucleotide messenger RNA. It is a transcript of the gene ARMCX5, whose product is annotated as armadillo repeat containing, X-linked 5. NCBI's taxonomy places the organism in Eukaryota, Metazoa, Chordata, Mammalia, Artiodactyla, Bovidae. The transcript is spliced from 2 exons. The record is from RefSeq and is a predicted model, not a curated record. Bases 2705 to 4180 code for a protein of 491 amino acids.
GUGGUAUCACUCCGCUUCCGUCAAGCCGGAUCCCCUUCAACUCCCCUUUGGCAGCCCUGGUUGUCUGUGUUAUUUCUUGGGAUGAGGCGAGACAAAGUCUGUGGAAGAAAUGGUGGCUGUUAAAGAGUUACUAGGAGCGGGUCCCUGAGAUGUCCUCGGGACAAGAAGAAGGAAAUACCAAAAAGUGACAAUCGUAUGCCAAUUGCGGUCCUUCAUCUGAUAAAGUGUCUGCACCCCUUCGAGGCAAGGAAAUGAGAAAGCUACUUCUGAUCCAAGCGGAGCAGGUCAAUGAAGAGGCGGGCACUGCUUGGGAGUGUGGAUACGGGUGUCAGAGGUGAACGUGGGCGAUGUGACUUGGUCCUGGGGCGCACGGGGUUGGUGAGAGGGAAAGAGGGACAGUGGUCAUUUGCGUGGCAUACAAUGAUAAAUGAAUGAUCUACUUCUUGCUAGCUUGACUUCCAGACACUGCACCCUGCCACCAUGUUUGGGGAGGAAAAGGAGUGUAGUAGCGGCCUCUAGCGGAGGAAUGGUGGAUUACAGUAAUAGGAGGAGGGGCUCCUGCUGUCCGUGAGAGCAGUUGUCUGGAGAGCCCUGGGAAGGGAGAGUGCAAAAAGAGGUUCUAAAUGUUUGGUCCUGGAUUAGAAGAGAGUCUCCUGUCCUGGUUACUAGGCUGAGUAUUAAUAACCAAGUCUCUCCCCCUGUCUUUUCAUUGGGUCAUUGAGUGUGUAUCAUGCGUUUAUUUGUGUAGGUCUGUUUCUACGUUUGUGGUUCUCCAUGUUUCUGUAAACAUGAUCUGUAGGGGGCAGUGAACCUCAAAAGGAGGAGUAAGAAGAAGAAAAUUGGCAUAACCCCUGUAGAGAGGGCAGUGCUUCGGUGUGGUAGGUGGCCAGGACUAGAGCAGGAUGGGAUCUAGGGGUAACGCGGCAUCUCCUUUCUGCCGGCUUUCCAAACCAUCCUCCCUUUUCCUAUAGUGUCGAAGAAAAUGAUAGGCUUUGGGGAGAAGAAGGACACAUAAGAACAUGAAAAUAAUACUUUCCAUUGAUUUCCAGAACAGUUUCAAUGGUUUGAGCAUUCCAUCCUUACUACCAGCAGCACAGUCUUGCAGCGAUUUUUGAGUUGUCUCUGCAGGGGAAUUGUCAGACAGAUUGGAGCAGAGGAGCUUGGGGCUUGGGGGAGGAGAGGAAGAAAGAGAAAUUUUUGGCAGUCAGGUACUUGUAUCCAGAAAGGAUCAGUGUCCUAGGUGCUGAAUCUACAAGGGCUCAAUCUCCAUUGUCUUCUGUGUCUGUAUUUAUUUAUUUAUCUCUGCCCUUGUGAGUCUUUGUGUGUAGAUCUGUCUUUAGGUUUGCGGACCUCUCAGUUGUUGUGAAGACUUGUAAAUGGGAACGCAGCUUGAAGCUUGGAAAUAAAGAGGAAGAGAAAUGUGCCCUGUAUCUGUUUAGAUUGGUGGGAGGGUAGAGUGAUUAAGACUAGGGAAUUAUCUGUCUCUUCUGUUUUGCCAGUUUACUAACCUGUCUGGUCUUCUGCCAAUUUAGGUGGAAGCCUUCCUAAGCUUUAGAGGUAUAGAAGGGUAAUACCUGCUUUUGUUACUUCCCACUUGGUUUUCCUAGCCCAUUUCUGAAACAGGAAAAUGUUAGGGCAGUCUCUGAAGAGGAAUAUGAUGGGAAACAGGGAGGAGAAGUACUGAAUGAAGCAGGGCCAUGGGGGAAAGGGACAAGAAGGAGGGAAACACUAGACAAACUACAAAUGUAGGGACCAGGGACCAAAGCCAGUCUGCCAGGAGGUCAGUUUGCAUAUCCUCCUGUUUAUUUGUCCAUAGAUCUGCCUUUAGGUCUGCUGUGAGUCUUGUCAUCACUGGAAACAAGGAAAGGAGGAGGAAAUGACUGCAGAUCAGGGAAGGCUUGUGUGUGUGGAGACUUCCUCAGUAGACCUGUAGGAUGAAGUAGUGGAGAUCUGCCUGGGUGAAGCAGAGGUAAAGAGUCAGCCUAGGGAUUCUUUAGCCUCUCUCACUCCCAUCCAGCUUUUCCACUCUCCGUGCUCCUGUUUUGUGUCUGGAAAAAAGAUUGAUUUUACCUGCAAUAGUAGGGAACAUGAAAUGGAGGAAGAGUUUGCUAAUUAUCUGCCUUUUACACUUAGCACUGAAUUUCCAUACUUUUCUGUUUCCAUGUUGUGCUAAUCAACAUGGAAAAAAGUUAGAAAAAGACUCAAAGCCCCAUUUCCUUCCUCCACUCCUAGGUCCAACUUCAGUGGCAGAUCUGGUGGCCUUGGAGUGGCUGAAGACCACCACCCUCCACAGGGCUGUGCUCAGGCACACAGCCAUCCUUCCCUUCCCUGAGUGAGCUUCCUCUGCGCAUUGUUUGUAUCACUGGCAGAGCCUGUAGUUCGAAAGGGAGCUGAGUGACAACUGGACUUUGUAUGAAAACACCAACCUGGGAGAGACCUUCAGUCAAGGCUGAGACAGGAGUGGGGAUAUAUAACUUGGCCUUGCCUGUAACUUGGAUCGUGAUUGACUUCGGUGCUGAGGCAAGGGCAGAGGAGGGCCUGGGGCUGGCCUGAAAGCUGGCAUCCGUGGCCCUGCCAACACUAAAGCCAAGGCUAAGAUCCAAGCCAAGGCAGUGGCUGAGGCAUAAUUGAAAACGGGACUGGUGACCCAGGCCAAGGCUGGGGGUGGAGCAGCAGCCAGGACACAGUGACCUACACUGAGGCCAUGGCUAUGACAAGGCAAGUGAGCAAGAUGGAAUCUAAGGCUAAGACUAGAGUCAUGGCUGAGACCAAGGCAACCCCCCUGACAGAACCUAGUGUAGUGUCCCAAACCAAAUCAAAGGCCAUGCCUAUGUCCAAGCUCAGUGCUGUCACCCAGUGUAAAGUGAAGGCUGGUGCUAGAAGUGAAGCCAGUAUCGGUUCCAAAGACAGCCCUGGGUCCAUGUCCCAGAGAAGGAGUGAGGCCAGCGUCAAGUUGAAGGCUGGGGACAGAGCUGGUACUGGAACUCAGUUCAGUGAUGAGGAUGAAGAAAAUGUCUGUUCUUGGUUUUGGACUGGAGAAGAGCCUAGUGUAGGAUCUUGGUUCUGGCCUAAAGAAGACAACCCAUUUCAAGUGUAUAAGCCCCCAGCUAAGAUCCAGGAAAUGCCCAAGCCUACACCCAAACCUGAACUUACUAUAAAGCAAAAAGUCAAAGCAUGGUCAAGGGCCAGGUUUUGUGUCCUAGUCCCAGUAGAUGGAGGGGAGCAAUCCUUACCUCCAGGAGGGAAUUGGACUCUGGUUGAUACCUUAAUUGAAACUCCUCUAGGGAUUCGACCUCUGACCAAGAUUCCACCGUGGAAUGGGCCUUACUUUCAGACUUUAGCUGAGCUCAAAAAUCAGGUUAAGUAUAGGGAAAAGUAUAGGCCCAAUCCAAAAACCUGUCGCUGCAAAUCAUAUGUUUUUACUUUAGAGCCUAAAGAGUUUGAUAAACUUGUUGCCCUACUUAAGUUAACUACAGAUCCUUUCAUUCAUGAAAUAGCUACAAUGAUAAUGGGUAUCAGUCCUGCUUAUCCAUUUACCCAAGAUAUAAUUCAUGAUGUAGGUAUUACUGUUAUGAUUGAAAACUUGGUCAAUAAUCCCAAUGUUAAAGAACACCCUAGAACUUUAAAUAUGGUGGAUGACAACGCUGAGUCUUCUGGAGAACCACAAAGAGAGUUGUACAUAAAUCAAGUUUGUAGGGACAUAAUCUCUUAUCCUUUGAACUCCACCAUGCAGCUGGAGGGACUAAAAUUAUUAGUGCAGCUGAGUGUAAACUUUGAGUACCACCAUAUAAUUGUCAAUUACAUUCCAGAUUUCCUCACUUUGUUAAACAAGGGAAGUGUUAAAACCAAGUUUUAUGUUUUAAAAGUGUGUUUGCACUUGUCUAAAAAUCAAGCCAAUACAAGAGAACUGAUCAGUGCCAAAGUGUUGUCAUCAUUGGUUGCACCCUUUAACAAAAAUGAGUCAAAGGCCAAUAUUCUUAAUAUCAUUGAAAUAUUUGAGAAUAUAAAUUUCCAAUUUAAAAAGAAGGUAAAGCUAUUUACCAAGGAAGAGUUCACUAAAUAUGAACUUAUCUCCAUAUUUCAGGAAGCAAAAGAGUUUGGUCAGAAACUACAAGACCUAGCAGAGCACAGUGAUCCUGAAGUGAGAGACAAAGUUAUAAGAUUAAUACUGAAACUCUGAAUAGCUAUAUGUUCUCACAAAACCUUUAGCAGUUUCUUUGGUAUUGUAAUAUGAAACCAAUGCAACUUAUAAGUUCAGUAUUUAUGCUAUCUGUGCUGAUUGAAGGAGCCAAUUUUAUGGAUACCAGAUGAUCUUGAGAGCUUGAAUGUUUGUUGGUUUUCAUUGUGCUAUAUAAGUUCAGAUAUUUUUAGUAUUUUUGCAAUAUGACCUGAUAAUGAACCUAUUCAUCCUGAGUAAGUUAUACUUCUGUGCUUUAUAUUAACAUAAGUGUAUUCAUUUAAUAUUUCAAUUACAUGUGAAUAAAGUUGCAUGCUAAAACUGGUGAAAA